AUGAAAGAGAAAUGGGAAAUGAAAAGAGAUGAAAUGGGACAUCGAUGUUGUGGGAAACACAAGGUGAAGAGAGGGCUUUGGUCUCCAGAGGAAGAUGAAAAGCUUCUUCGUUAUAUCACCACUCAUGGUCAUCCAAGCUGGAGCUCCGUUCCCAAGCUUGCCGGGUUGCAAAGAUGUGGGAAGAGUUGCAGAUUAAGGUGGAUAAAUUACUUGAGGCCGGACUUGAAGAGAGGUUCGUUUAAUGCGGAGGAAGAGCAGACUAUCAUCGAUGUCCAUCGUAUUCUUGGUAACAAAUGGGCUCAGAUUGCUAAGCAUCUGCCUGGACGCACUGAUAACGAAGUCAAGAACUUUUGGAACUCAUGCAUUAAGAAGAAGCUUCUUUCUCAAGGCUUAGAUCCUUCCACUCAUAAUCUUUUGCCUUCACACAAAAGAUCUUCUUUUUCCAAUAACAAUAGUAUCCCCAAGCCAAGCAAGACGAAAAAUAUCUUGAAGGACCCUACUCUCGACCAAUCAGCCACUGCUUUCUCGAUCACAAACAUCAAUCCUCCCACUUCCACUAAACCAAACAGACUUAAAUCUCCUAACCGGACUCCAAUCCCCUGUCAAACCAAGAUAUCUAUCAAUGAUACCAUGUCAAGUCUUUUAGAUGAUGAUAAUAUGAUUCCUAACUGGUCGGAUGUUGAUGGAAUGGCGCCAAUCCACGAAGCUCCGAUGUUGUUGGGUGAGAAGGCAGUAGUAGGAGUUGAUGAUGAUGAUGAUCUCAACAUGGACAUUUUGUUUAAUACUCCUUCUUCUUCUAGUUUUGAUCCCGAUUUUGCUUCCAUUUUCUCCUCUGCAAUGUCCAUCGAUUUCAAUCCCAUGGAUGAUCUUGGCUGGACCUUUUAAUUAGUUUACUCUUAUAAUAUUUUCAA
Molecule: messenger RNA, 911 nt
Organism: Eutrema salsugineum
Lineage: Eukaryota; Viridiplantae; Streptophyta; Magnoliopsida; Brassicales; Brassicaceae
Product: myb-related protein 308
Exons: 2
Coding region: 1-885 (294 amino acids)
Source: RefSeq, a predicted model, not a curated record